Colletotrichum destructivum is the source of this 2784-nucleotide messenger RNA. Its product is annotated as Putative F-box domain-containing protein. Lineage: Eukaryota; Fungi; Ascomycota; Sordariomycetes; Glomerellales; Glomerellaceae. Bases 634 to 2226 code for a protein of 530 amino acids. The record is from RefSeq and is a predicted model, not a curated record. The transcript has 2 exons. Gene Ontology annotation, molecular function: protein binding.
UUGUACAGCUUGCCUAGGAGAGACUCCUAUACCAAAGGGCUUUUCUCGUAUCCAAAGACCAAGGGUACAGUUCAGGGACCAUUGACAGCCAGCCAGCCAGCCAGCCACCGAGCGCAAUCUGUGUUGGGAGACGGCGGCGACAACCUCUAGUCGUCUCCGAUCCAAACCCAAAAAUUGGACGCCACCAAGCAGGAACCGGCGCUGGUGCGGCGACAACCACACCCGCCACAACAAAGGAACGUGUAAGAACUAGGCGUUGCGAGGCUGAUGCGGCACCGAUUUAUUGCCUCCGACACUGUCGCCGUCAAGAGCGGCUGGAGAUGCAACUGCGUUCCUUUUUCAUCGCAUAUCCAACAACCAACCGGAAUUCUCACCUCCAGUUCCCCGCUUCUGCCUAGAGCUUAAGCACGAGCCACCACCCUCACCUCGACUUUCACACCACCACAUCUCAACCUUCACCAACGACUUCUUUGGAACCUCACUGACAACCUUUUUUCUUCCUUUCUGAAUUCCACUCUCCCGAAAAUCAACACCUCGAUCCGCCGGUUUUCAAAGCCAUCACCUCCCCUUCAAGACCCCCUUUUGCAUUCGGAUUCCCUGCGCCGAGGUGCAGCAUUGCGCAACAAACAGAAAAUGUCACAAACCACGCUGUCGGCUCCCACGCCGCCAAUGUCAAAUCCCAUCAUGUACACACCCACGAAUCCCCAGUCCAGAUCACCCUUCAACAAGGUCCCUCUUGAGGUCCUUCUCCGCAUCUCGUCACUCCUCAACACGACGGAACUGAGCGCCCUGCGCCUCACGUGCAGGUCCAUCGAGCAAUCCCUGUUCAACACCUUCAUGAAGGAAUACUUCACCAAGCGUCAGUUCAUGCUCACCGAGUUCAGCCUGCAGGCCCUCAUCGAUAUCAGCAAGUCGCGGCUGAGUGAUUGCCUCGACCAUGUCAUCAUUGGCCUCAACUGCUUCACGCGCCACUACUUCCCCCCCGGAAAGGAGGCCUGCGAGACUCGCUACCGCGAAGCCCAGGCUGACCAUUUUGCACUCGUCCACAGCGGUCAGCAUGUCCUCAUGCUGACCGAGGCUUUCCGCAACCUGAAGAACCUAAAGACAGUGGGCAUCCGCGACUACAACUCCAAGGCCCGCAGCCUUCGCGAUGGCUUCACUGCCACCUGGGCGAGCUACGGGGCCACGACGCUCGAGAAGGAGACGGAAGUCAACCUCUUCCGCGUUCCCAUCGACGAGAUCCAGGCCUACACCAACAAGGUCUUCAUUUCCCUCUUCACUGCACUCGGCAAUGCCGGCGCACGCCCCAAGGCCUUUGAGCUGCUCCGGAAAGGCCAGGGCGUCCCCUCGGAUGACGCGUUCAACCUCUUCACCAGCUAUCUCGGGCCCAAGGUCGCCCCUGUCAUCGAAGGCCUCGAGACCUUCAUCUGUGUCGUCAACGUAGCCAACGGCCCGUUCAGGACCACGGCUCCGACGCACGGCGCUGAGGACAACACGGCCUUCAGUCGACGUCGGCACGACUAUCUCCUACGUCUCUUCCUUGGCUACAUGUCCAACUUGAAGCACCUAAGGUUGAAUUUUAGCCACCCGGGCAACAACUCGGAUGCCGUCGAUCACUUCAUCAACUGGCUGGGCACUCCGGCUUUCAAGUCCCCGUCCACGCCUCCCAUUUUCGACCCCCAGCUUCCAUCGCCCCCUCCCCCGGUGGCGUUUCCGCAUCUCGAGGAGCUCAAUCUAGGCUUUCUGGAUGCCGAGCCAAAGCGGCUCAUUCAUCUUGUUCGGAAGCUCUCGCCGACGCUCAAGAAACUGGAGUUCUGGAAGCUUACUCUGUGGAACAAAGCAGCCGAGGCCCGCGGCACAGAGGAGCGACGUGACCACUACAAGGUCAACCUGUGGGCCAAGAUGCUCAAGGCGCUGUGCGACGUGCCUAACUUAAACCUGGACCACAUCAUGAUCGGCAGCCCUGCCCAACGUACCUUCAUGACGAACACCAAGGUCUGGUUCCAUAGCAAGGACGCCUCGCCCAACGACAAAGUAGACAGGAAAGAGUACACGGGCAUCGACUGGAAGCACUUUGUCGAAGAAUUGGCCGGGCAAGUCAAGGCGGAACUUCCGCUUGAGACGAGUUCGGACUCGGACGAAGACGACGUGUACGACUCGGACAUGGACGACAACUUGAUGGAAGAAGAAGAGCUAGAUGAUGACGAUGAGGAUGGCGAAGAGUGAGGAUGUAUUGUGGCUAACGACUAUCUAUACUACUUAAUUCAGACGACUUGAUGAACUUACACUACGAAGACAUGGCUUACUAUCCGGACGACAUGCAAGAGGCGCUAGAGGCGUGGGAAGAUAUGAUAAUGCACGAAUCGGGCUUUCAUCCCCUGAUGUUUUCGUAAUUACGGGUGUAUUUCUCUUCGACACUGGCACAAGGGCCGCCAGUGGACGUCUUGGCAUUUAUGGCCCUGAAUUAGACUGGAGCUUGGGUCGAGCCAUCGCCGAGCUUCCAUACUGCUUACUGCGCACAAUGUAUAUGAAGUCGUGAGACUGAAGGCCCAACUGAGAUGGAAGAGCAGAGUGAACCGUAGAUUAGUGACAUCAGAUAGAUGUAUGACGUUGGAAAGAUGAGGUCGUUCAGGGGGGGUCAGUUAGAUUCAGGUUGCAGGAUCCACUCUCUAGGCAGAUGGGCCUGGCUUGCUAGAGCCAAGAUGCCAGUGAUGUUUAGGGGAAGAGGUUAGAAAGCCAAUGGAGGAAGAUGUUAAAUAAAAUAAAAGUCAAACCACAAGGUCU